Gadus morhua (Atlantic cod) is the source of this 1701-nucleotide messenger RNA. RefSeq names its product secreted frizzled-related protein 5. Lineage: Eukaryota; Metazoa; Chordata; Actinopteri; Gadiformes; Gadidae. The transcript has 4 exons. The coding region runs from base 60 to 1220 and encodes 386 amino acids. Gene Ontology annotation, molecular function: Wnt-protein binding. The record is from RefSeq and is a predicted model, not a curated record. Gene Ontology annotation, biological process: non-canonical Wnt signaling pathway; canonical Wnt signaling pathway.
AUAUCGGCAGCGUUUCGGAGACUUCAGGAUCUUUUACCCCUUCAACUUGUGCUGUCGGGAUGACUACUGUGCAUCUUCCUCACUUCAGAUCCAGGAAAACCACACUUUUGACCCGUCACCUCCUUCUCCUUCUUCUGCUGCUGCUCAUUGGGUCCGGAGGGGCUCUGGGUGGCGCUGGAGGCAGGAGAAGAGCCGAGGGGAGGACGAGGACCGGCUCCAGGGGUGGGAGCAGGUCUAGCGGACACCGACGGGCCCACACCGGAGCCGGCAAAGAAACAGGACUCGAGGACGUGGACGCUUUUAGAUCGGCAGCCGGAGAAGGAGUUGGAGGAGGGGAGGCCAGAGCCUGGGCUGAAACCGACACUGCGGCCGAUACCGUGGGUGGAUCUAUGACCGCAGUCGGUGGAGGACUGUGGGAGCCCCCCAGCUCCUCUCGCUGCGUCCCCAUCCCCCCCAGCAUGGCCCUGUGCCGGGGCAUCGGCUAUGACACCAUGCGGACGCCCAACCUGCUGGCCCACGAGUCCCCCGGUGAGGCCGUGCAGCAGAGCGCCAGCUGGUUGCCCCUGCUUGCGCGGGAGUGCCACUCCGACGCCCGCUUCUUCCUCUGCUCUCUCUUCGCACCCAUUUGCCUCGACAGGUUUGUAUUCCCCUGCCGAAGUUUGUGCGAGUCUGUGCGGGACAGCUGCGCACCGAUCAUGGCCUGCUACGGUUACCCCUGGCCGAGUAUUCUGCGCUGUGACCAAUUUCCUGCAGACCACCUCAUGUGCAUCUCAUCCAUCACAAACACCAGUGUUGAAGCUGGGGGACGCAGAGUCCCUCAGGCAAGCUGUCGGGAUUGUGAGCUGGAAGUGGCUUCUUCUGCUAAGGAUACCUUGGACACAUUUUGCAGGAAUGACUUUGUGGUUAAACUGCGUUUGAUACGGCUCAAGUUCAGCGCCACAAGUUUGGCCCAGUUCUCCCUGGGCUCAAAGCUGGAGGUUCUGAAGCACGGACCCCUGAUGGGCGGACAGAUCCGCUCCCGCAUCCAACAGUGGCUGGAGAGAGACGCCACGUGCGUCGGGAACAUGUCGCGGCACCAGUCUGGCGGGGGCACCUUCCUGGUGACGGGGACGGUGCACGGGGAACGCUUGGUGGUCACCAAGGCGUUCGCCUGGCUGAAACGCCACAAGAACCUAGUGGCCGCCGUGCGCAAAUGGAAACGUCACCAGUGCAAGAGCUAAGUGGUGUGUUUAAGCUACAGAAGAUAGGGUGAGGAACAGCGGACACCCCCAGGACCUGUAAAUAGGUACGGUCAAAGAUAUCUUGUGGUCAGCUCCAACCACAUCACCACGACGUCACCUCUUUUUUCUGAUCUUAUUAAGCGACGUCAAAAUGUACAAGAUGAAGUCAGUCUGAGACAGGGGGUCUUAGAUAUUUCAAAUAUUGGGUGGGAGCUCAUUCAGUGAAUGAGAAAAUUCCAAAGGUUUGCUGAAAAUGUAUGUAUGUGUAUAUAUAUACAUAUAUAAAACAUGUUAAUAUAUAUUAUAGGCCAUUGACGUAUUUUGUAAUGUUAACCUAAAUUGUUCAUUCAUUCAAACGAUGUUCUAUGAUCUACGUAUGAUUUAUUUGAUAUUCGACGGUGAGUAUAUGUUGUAUGUUAUGUUGUGGGUAAGAUGUGGAGACAUUCUAGAAUAAACCAGUAUUUACAAUGUCCUUACCAAA